This is a messenger RNA of Salmo salar (Atlantic salmon), 1739 nucleotides long. The record is from RefSeq and is a predicted model, not a curated record. Lineage: Eukaryota; Metazoa; Chordata; Actinopteri; Salmoniformes; Salmonidae.
GUUUAAACCCAUAUGCUGUGGUUUCAUGACUAGAGGGCCAUUUCCCCAUAGCAGGAAACAGAACUGUCUGAGCGUAAUGACAACUACACAUUCAUUUCUUGCCAAACUUUCUAGUUUACAAACAUGUCCUCAACCCAUACUCUGAGAGCUUUAACAUCUACUGGUGGGCUUCCAAUGUGGAUGUUGCUUCUUCACCUCUACAUAAGAUAUGUUAUUGCUGAAGACACCAGAGUAGUUGGACGAGUAGGAAACUCCAUAUUCCUUCACCCUAAAAUGCACUUGCACGCCAAGAUCUCUGACGUAAGAUGGAAAUAUGUUAAUACAAAUAUGUUAAUAGCUAGAAAUGGUACGCUUGUUAAUUUAACGGAUAGGUGUGAGAUCUUUCUAAAUGGUUCACUGAAGUUUAAUGAAGGACUGAAAAGAGACAGUGGAAUUUAUACUGUUCAACAAUUCAGUGAAAAUGGAGAUUGUCUAUCCGAGCGGCGCAUUGAGCUCAGUAUUCUAGAACCCGUCUCCAAACCAAAGGUGAGAACCUCCUGUACUUUUGAUGGGAGAGUUGUUCUGACCUGCUCUGUUGAUAAAGGAGACAGAGUUGUGAUGAACUGGAACAAGCAGCCAUAUGCCUGGACAGGGUCCAAUCAGACCCUGAGCUCAGGUCCUAUUCUAUUCCUGGACAGCUAUACGCCUGGAAAACUGACCUGUGUGGCAAUGAACGAAAUAAGUGAAGAAGGCUUCAGUCCAGUUGUCCCGACAUGCAGAGGUCGCACAUCAGCGGUGGCUGCAUUUGGGUUCUUUGCAUUUGCAAUGACGACACUGGCCGUCGCCAUUCUAAAUUUGAAGAUGAGGUGUCAGAAAAAGAAAAAAGGUAAAAGUCAGACUGAAUUGUGUUUAGAUGUGGAGGAGAACAACUACAUUGAGAUGCGUGGGAAUUUAUGCAACAAAUGUCCUCAGGAGGAGACCACAAUCCACCUGGACCAAGACACCUCCCAUUACGAAUUCUGCAGACCUAUUGCACCUGCUUCCAGCCAGAGAAAGAGAAGACUAUCACUGGAGUUGAAUGAUAUCUAUGUAUGAAGAACAAUGUGUUAAUGGCAUUACAUUUCAAUAGCAUCCAUUUGUUUUUCAAUGUGAAAUAUGCAACUACGCACCAUAAUUACUGAUAAUUUUUUACAAUUCAUUAUGUUGUAUUUUUGUGAUAGAUGUAUUUUUGUUGUAUAGUCGUAGAGCCUAGAGAAGCGACAUAUAGGGCAUUAUUUCACCUGUAUUUUGAUAUUUUAUCAUACCCGUAGUCGCAUAACUUCAUUUUCAGACUUAACCACUAGGUGAAAGCAUUACAGUAUGUUAAAGAAACAGGGUGACUAGAGGUGAGAAGAAACAUCACAUGAUUACUGUCAUUACAUCAAUAGUUGUUUCAAAAUAUAUGGACGCUGCUGGGACGACUGUAAAUUAUUCCAUUUCAAACGGUUCUGGUUAUUAUUGUCUAACAUAUGUUUUUCUUCAAAACGUCCAGUUAAAGGACACCUGAUUGGCGCAGCAGUCUAAGGCACUGCAUCUCAGUGCUGUAGGUGUCACUACACACCCUGGUUUGAUUCCAGGCUGUAUCACAACUGGCUGUGAUUGGGAGUCCCAUAGAGUGGUGCACAAUUGGCCCAGCGUCGUCUGGGUUUGGCCGGGGUAGGCAGUCGCUGUAAAUAAGAAUGUGUUCUUAACUGACUUCCCUAGUUAAAUAAAGGUAUAGC